Molecule: messenger RNA, 1666 nt
Organism: Dimorphilus gyrociliatus
Lineage: Eukaryota; Metazoa; Annelida; Polychaeta; Dinophilidae
Source: the annotation of a GenBank genome assembly
GAUGGCUGAAUUUGUUCAACAAUCCAUGGAGCAAAUGCUCCCAGAGAUACAACAACUUCGCAGAAUCGGACUAAUGAGUAAAGAGGAGACGAAUACAUUGAUUCGACGACGAAAGCAAUACGAAUACAAAUUAAGACGGAGAACCAGAGAGAAACGAGAUUACAUCAAAUACAUCAAAUACGAGAUGAACGUAUUAGAUUUAAUAAAGAAAAGACGAAAAAAAAUAGGAUAUAAUCAUAAAUUGUUGGAAAUUGAUAUUCAAAUUGUUAAAAGAAUUCACAAGUUAUUUCGAUUGGCCGAAGCAAGAUUCCAAGAUGACGUUAAAUUGUGGCUCUCUCAUAUUGAUUUUGCCAAAACACGUAAAGAGAAGACAAUAACUGGAAAAAUAUAUGCUCGAGCAUUGCAGACUCACAGCAGAAAUUCCAGUUUAUGGAUUGGAGCAGCAAGGUAUCAAUUUUAUACUGUAGAAAAUAUGGAUUUGGGGAGAACCUUAUUUCAAAAAGGUCUCCAUAUCAAUCAAGAAUCAGAAGAGUUAUGGUUUGAAUACUUCAAAUCAGAAAUGUGUUUUACAGAGAAAAUGAUGGAACGUGCCGAAAAGUUAGAAAAGAUCAGUAGAUCUACACAAAAUUCAAAUGAUGCUAUUUUGAACGCCAAGCUUCCUAUACUUGUCUAUAACAAAAUGAUUGAAGCUCUCCCUAAUUCAAUGACAAUACUUUUUAAAAUUGCCAGUUAUUGCUCAUCUUACAAGUGGGGAAAUCGUGUUGAAAGUCAUAUUUUAGAAAAUAUCAAAGAACGCUUUCCUAAAAAUCCUUUGAUCUUUUCUCUUCUUGCAGAAAAUAGCUCUUCGCUAAAUGAAUCUAUAGAACACCUUAAAAAAGGUUUACGCGAAUCAGAUGACAUGAAAAAGAUGUGUUCGAUUUAUGCUGCUUUUUGCUUAAAAAGUGCUACAGAAGAAAAUGUUGAAGAAUUACUUGGAGAAGUUUUCAAUUACGUCGAAUUUCUUGACGAAGAAAGUCUAUGCAAAUGCAUAAUUUGCAUGAAGAAUAUGAAGGGAAAUGAAAAAGCAAUCGAAUUAACGAGUCUCGCAUUAAGAACCCACAAAAAUUCUACGGCUUUAUGGUCAUCAAAGAUUAUGCUCUCUCCUCACCAAGAGACAAGAAAUAUAAUAAAGAAGGCUACUAAUGAAAUCUCCCCUUCGGAUAUUUGGACAGUUUUUGAAACAGCUUUGGAAUUUGUUACAGAUAGUGAAGCGAGCAACGAGGUUUAUUCAUACGUUACAGAUUUCGUGUCAUCUUCGAUCUCAAAUGCUUCUUUGAAAUUAAACUUCUUCCAAUGGGUCGUAGACAAUUCUAGAGAAGUUGAUCAAGCUUAUCAAAGACUAAUAAAGUACUAUCCAAAACCAUCGGGAAUUUAUUCACUGAUGAUUCAGCAACUAAACGAGCCGGAUGUUCAACGAAAAAAGGUGGCGGAAGAGUGGAUACGUGAGCAUCCAAAAACAAUUGAUUCGUGGAUUACCGCUUUAGAAAUAUUUCAAUUGGAUCUCGUUAAGAAAGGUACAAUUUUCCAAAGAGCUUUACAGAGUCUCUCACCAGCCGAUAGUCAAGAACUAAGGCAGCGACUUACUAUUCAAAAGCAAUUUUCAAAUGUAACUACACAAUAUAAUUAA